Pelodiscus sinensis (Chinese soft-shelled turtle) is the source of this 492-nucleotide messenger RNA. NCBI's taxonomy places the organism in Eukaryota, Metazoa, Chordata, Testudines, Trionychidae. The record is from RefSeq and is a predicted model, not a curated record.
AUGCAGGUCCACAUCUUGUUUCUGUUCACCAUGGUCUUUCUCCUAAACCCUGCAACUUGGGCUGGUGAGAUCAUUGAGGGAAGAGAAGCCUGGCCCCACUCCAGGCCCUACAUGGCCCAUCUGCGUAUACAACAUGGAAAGAAAAUUUUGGGCUGCGGUGGGUUCCUGGUGGAAGAGAGCUUUGUGCUGACGGCUGCUCACUGCUGGGGGGAGGAAAUCAAUGUCACCUUGGGAGCCCACAAGAUUAAGGACAAGGAAAGGACCCAGCAGAAAAUCACAGUGAGACAACAGAUCCCACACCCAGAAUAUGACGACAAAACUCUUAACAACGACAUCAUGCUGCUAAAGGGUGACUCCGGCGGCCCUCUGGUGUGUGGGGGUAAGGCCCAGGGCAUCGUGUCCUGGGGGCCUGACACCCCCCCGGGCGUGUACACGAGAGUCUCCACUUUCAUCGAUUGGAUCCACAAGAAAAUGCGUCGGCCGCAGCCCUAA